CAUACAAUCAGUCUAACCGGCACGGCCUAGCGAAGUAGACAUUUCUGUACCGCUCUCAAACCCUUUACCAGCUCUUUUUUUUAACCACCACCAUCACUGAACUUUUUGAGGGGAAACAACUCAGUGAUCAGAGAAAUUGCAGAGAAAAAUUUUCACUUCUGAUCUAUCAUCUGGAGCUUAUACUGCUACCCUUAUGGAGAAGGAUAAUAACGAAAACCACCAUCAAGAACACUAUUUCGAAGGCGUGGAGAAGCUUUUGGAAGUCUGGUUCACUCGGAAAGAUGGCGCUAUCCAACAUUGCGAUCUUCGCAAAGUCCCCAGGGAAAAAUGGGUGAGUAUGCUCAAGAUCGUUCGCUGUGAGAUCAUCAGCAUGACACGUAACGAUACUAUCGACGCUUACGUGCUCAGUGAGAGCAGCAUGUUCGUUUCGAAACGUCGAAUCAUCUUGAAGACCUGUGGUACUACCACCCCACUGCUCUGCUUGAAAUCUCUGCUUUACCUCGUCCAACGUUACGCCGGUUACGACGAGGUUCAGGAUUUGUUCUACUCGCGCAAAAAUUACAAGCGCCCGGAAUUGCAGCAGGAACCGCACCGCACUUUCGCGGACGAGGCCGCCUUACUGGAUGCCAUGUUUCACGAUGGUGCGGCCUAUUGUUUGGGAGCGGUGAAUCGCGAUUGCUGGUACUUGUAUACACUCAACCCGUACGCCUCUCCGGCCGGUCACUCACUGAGUGCCCUGCUGGCCGGCGCUGCCGAUGGCGACGAUGGAUUCGGAGCCUCGGAUGGCGAGGAGGGGACUGACGGAAGCAGCAGUGAUGGCGGCUGCGAUGGGAUCGAAGAUAGUGGUAGCGAUGGAGCUGAUAGCAGCGAUGAUAGCUUGGAUUUGCGUACCAUGAAUCUGUCGGGUCUUAACAAGAGGAAUGUCUCCCAACGCUAUUCCAUCAGUUUGGGAGGUGGACGUGGUUCAAGCACUUCGGAAGCGGAUCAAACUCUAGAGAUCAUGAUGAGUGAUUUGGAUCCGGAAGUCAUGAAAAAUUUCACCAAGCAAUUCUCCGCCAACGCGGCUGAAGCUACGCAGAAAUCGGGUAUCGACAAGAUUCUACCCAAUGUAACCAUUGAUGAUUAUUUGUUUGAUCCUUGUGGCUACUCGAUGAACGGUGUUCUGAAAAACGUUGGUUUUUCUUGGGUUUUUAAUUUAGAAAAAAUUAAUUUGACCUUUGUUUUAUCGACUUAUCAGGGCGAAUAUAUGACCAUCCACAUUACUCCGGAAGCCAAGUUUUCUUACGUUAGUUUUGAGAGCAAUAUCCCGCAAUCAUCUUACAUGGACGUGAUUGCCCGCGUUCUCGAAACUUUCCGCCCUGGCAAGUUUAUCGUCACUUCAUUCGCAAACAAGGCAUCGGUGGUGGAAGAUACGCACAAAGAUUUAUUGAACGCCGACAUUUUGAGUGAAUUUAAGCGUCGUGACAUUCAGUACUGCCAUCUCAAGAACUACGACCUGACCUACGCUCUUUAUUCCAAAUUUCCCAGCUGAGUUUGGCGGGAACCCAGACCCCAUGGAUCUGGGUGCAUCUCCCAUAUCGCCUCGGAAAUCCUUCUCCCUUUCCUUUUCCCCUCUCCCUUUCUUCUUUGCUUCUUUUUCUUCUUUUGUCUUCUGUCAUCUUUGGCGUCACCCUCAUCUUUCAAUGCCGCGUCGCUUCGUACUCCUCCUACUACUUCACGUCGCGCGGUUCGUUUCGGGGUGAAUGGACGAUUCCAGUUAUUCAGCUAUACGGUCAAGACGCUCAUCGUGGUUCUCCAUCAAGAGAAGGAUCAACUCUAUCGUUUGGUUCUGCCCUCAGAUUUGGUUCUCUUUUGCUGGUGGCGCACCAAGAUCUCCUAAUGUCGACUUCAAUGUACUAUUAUUAAACCGAGUAGUGAUUUUAUAAGAGCAUACGGUGGGUAAAAAGAUGUCAUACAUUUUAUGAUUAUCUACAUUGAGAGUCGCAUAUGAGGGUGACUUGGCAGUUAAACCGGCCGAUUAUACACCAAACCGACAGCCACCAUCUUUUCCACUUUUCAACGACGGCAAAAAUUAGGUGGAUCUAACCGAAAGAGAAUUCAAAACGCCAAUAUUACAAUACGUGGUAGCGUCUUUUUUGCUUGCCUGUUACUUACACUCUGUUUUUACACACCCCCCUCUCUUACACCCAAACCCCCCCUCCUCCAACCCAUAUCUUCUGAUGAAGACAAUUUAAAAAAUCUUCCGAGGCGAAAACGGAAGAUGUAUUCGGAUCGAUUUGUUGACGACUUGGCUCUUUGUUACACCCGAUAUUUAUAUCUUUUGGUGUUUUUCAUCAUAAUCCCUUUGAUUUACGAAAUUAUGCAAAUGUCAUGAGAAGAAAUACUGUUGGCCUUUUACAUGUAGUAAUGAUUACGGGCCUCAUAUUUUGUUGGAUGAUGUUACAUUUCAUAUUACUUUUCCAAUCUAGGUUUUCUCGCUCUCAGCAGCGUAUCUACCUUUUUCAAUUUUUUACCUUAUCCAUGAAAUAUUCAAUACGAGGUUUUGGUUGUACCUUACAAAAACUGAAUGCAUUAUGUAUUGCGUGUUCAGAAAUAAAAUACACUCUUCAAUCACAAA
Molecule: messenger RNA, 2617 nt
Organism: Daphnia pulex (common water flea)
Lineage: Eukaryota; Metazoa; Arthropoda; Branchiopoda; Diplostraca; Daphniidae
Gene: SamDC
Product: S-adenosylmethionine decarboxylase proenzyme-like
Exons: 7
Coding region: 194-1531 (445 amino acids)
Biological process (GO): spermine biosynthetic process; spermidine biosynthetic process
Cellular component (GO): cytosol
Molecular function (GO): adenosylmethionine decarboxylase activity
Source: RefSeq, a predicted model, not a curated record